UGCACCACAGAGAGGCACGCACCCUUCUGGACAGAAACGUGCAGCUAACCCUGGUAGCUACUGCUGCAUGCUAGCUAGCUAGCCUGGCAGGAGAUCAGCAAUACGAUAAUGGAGCUGCUGCUCUUGCUCACGCUGCUCCUCCUCGCACACGCCGUGGCCUACCUGGCGUGGGCGGCGGCCGCCCGGCGCCGGCAGUCACGCUGCUACCUCAUCGACUACGUGUGCCACAAGCCGUCCGACGACCGCAAGGUGAGCACGGAGUUCGCGGGCGAGCUGAUCCAGCGGAACACGCGGCUGGGCCUGGCCGAGUACCGCUUCCUGCUGCGCGUCAUCGUCGGCUCCGGCAUCGGCGAGGACACCUACUGCCCCUACAACAUCCUCGAGUCACGCGAGGACACGCCCACCCACGAGGACGCCCUGGGCGAGAUGGACGCCUUCGUGGACGCCACCAUCGCCGAUCUCUUCGCCAAGACCGGGUUCCGUGCCCUCGACGUGGACGUCCUCGUCGUCAACAUCUCCAUGUUCUCCCCGGCGCCGUCCGUCGCGUCCCGGAUCGUGGGCCGGUUCGGGCUGCGCGAGAACGUGGCGGCCUACAACCUGUCCGGGAUGGGCUGCAGCGCGGGCCUGAUCUCGCUGGACCUGGCCCGCAACGCGCUGCGGACGCGGCCAAACUCCGUGGCGCUCGUCGUGUCGACGGAGUCCAUCGCGCCCAACUGGUACUCGGGCAACGACAAGUCCAUGAUGCUGGGAAACUGCCUCUUCCGCUGCGGGGGAUCCGCCGUGCUGCUCACCAACGACCCGGCCAAGGCCCAGGGGCAUGGCUGCAAGAUGGAGCUCCGCUGCCUGGUGCGCGCCAACAUCGCGGCAAACGACGACGCGCACGCGUGCGCGCUGCAGCGGGAGGACGCCGAGGGCCGCGUCGGGAUCAGCCUGAGCAAGGCGCUGCCCAAGGCCGCCGUCGGGGCCUUCACCGUGAACCUCAAGACGCUCGCCCCGCGCAUCCUCCCGGUCUCCGAGCUCGCCCGCUUCGCGUUCCACCUCUUCUCCAGAAAGCUCCUGUCCUCCCGUGCCAACAAGGACAGCGACAACAAGACGAACAACAACGGGGCGCCCAAGAUCAACUUCAAGACGGGCGUGGAGCACUUCUGCCUGCACCCGGGCGGCACGGCGGUCAUCGAGGCCGUGAAGCGCAGCCUGGGCCUCGACGACGGGGACGUGGAGCCGGCCCGGAUGACGCUGCACCGGUGGGGGAACACGUCGGCCAGCAGCCUCUGGUACGUGCUCUCCUACAUGGAGGCCAAGGGGAGGCUCAGGAGAGGGGACAGGGUGCUCAUGGUCACCUUCGGCUCCGGCUUCAAGUGCAACAGCUGCAUGUGGGAGGUCAAGGCCGACAUGGCAGACAAGGGCGCGUGGGCCGACUGCAUCGGCGACUACCCGCUCGCCAGCACCGCCAACCCUUACAUGGACAAGUAUGGAUGGCUCAAUGCCGUCGAAGGAGACACCAUGGUGUUUUAAUUAAUCCUGCUAGCUACAGCACAUCACUGCAUGCAUGCAUGCAUGCACGCCGUCGAUCGGUCGUUACUUGAUUUGGGAGGGGUGAAGGUGCUAUAUACUUAUAUAAAUUAAUUGGUUGGGUGUGGGAGGGAGCUAGCUGUACGUUUAAGAUGAAGGUACCUGCAGAGAUAUGUUUGUCUGGAAUUCAUCAGUCGUGAGCUAGCAGCAUGCAUGCAGCUUGUUGACCAGGCAGGCUGCAUGUCCGUACGUAACUACGUACGUGCAUGUUUCAGUUAUGCGUAAGCGACUUUUAAUCAUCGUCUAAUCAUGCAUGUCCGUGUGUUCCCUCGCUAUAUGUUAUAUGUAUAGCUAGCGCGCACUAGUACAUACUGUAGUUUGCUUAUUUCAUCCAGUACAUAGAUAUGAUUGCUAUAUGUUAUAUAAGGUACUGAAGAAUGAAGAUAAAUAUACAUAUACAGAGCUUCAUUAGACUCGUCA
Molecule: messenger RNA, 1992 nt
Organism: Brachypodium distachyon (stiff brome)
Lineage: Eukaryota; Viridiplantae; Streptophyta; Magnoliopsida; Poales; Poaceae
Product: 3-ketoacyl-CoA synthase 12
Exons: 1
Coding region: 109-1515 (468 amino acids)
Biological process (GO): fatty acid biosynthetic process
Cellular component (GO): membrane
Molecular function (GO): acyltransferase activity, transferring groups other than amino-acyl groups
Source: RefSeq, a predicted model, not a curated record